This is a messenger RNA of Rangifer tarandus platyrhynchus (Svalbard reindeer), 29582 nucleotides long. Lineage: Eukaryota; Metazoa; Chordata; Mammalia; Artiodactyla; Cervidae. The record is from the annotation of a GenBank genome assembly.
AUGCCUCACAUCCCGCUGACACCUCGAGAGGCACGCGGAGUUCAUUGCUUCAAAAGGCUCAAGACGUAUGCCAACUUCCCAGAAGCACCUCAGGAGGAGGCUUCUCUCAGCAAUAGGCUCAAGACGUAUGCCAACUUCCCAGAAGCACCUCAGGAGGAGGCUUCUCUCAGCAAUAGGCUCAAGACGUAUGCCAACUUCCCAGAAGCACCUCAGGAGGAGGCUUCUCUCAGCAAUAGGCUCAAGACGUAUGCCAACUUCCCAGAAGCACCUCAGGAGGAGGCUUCUCUCAGCAAUAGGCUCAAGACGUAUGCCAACUUCCCAGAAGCACCUCAGGAGGAGGCUUCUCUCAGCAAUAGGCUCAAGACGUAUGCCAACUUCCCAGAAGCACCUCAGGAGGAGGCUUCUCUCAGCAAUAGGCUCAAGACGUAUGCCAACUUCCCAGAAGCACCUCAGGAGGAGGCUUCUCUCAGCAAUAGGCUCAAGACGUAUGCCAACUUCCAAGAAGCACCUCAGGAGGAGGCUUCUCUCAGCAAUAGGCUCAAGACGUAUGCCAACCUCCCAGAAGCACCUCAGGAGGAGGCUUCUCUCAGCAAUAGGCUCAAGACAUAUGCCAACUUCCCAGAAGCACCUCAGGAGGAGGCUUCUCUCAGCAAUAGGCUCAAGACGUAUGCCAACUUCCCAGAAGCACCUCAGGAGGAGGCUUCUCUCAGCAAUAGGCUCAAGACGUAUGCCAACUUCCCAGAAGCACCUCAGGAGGAGGCUUCUCUCAGCAAUAGGCUCAAGACGUAUGCCAACUUCCCAGAAGCACCUCAGGAGGAGGCUUCUCUCAGCAAUAGGCUCAAGACGUAUGCCAACUUCCCAGAAGCACCUCAGGAGGAGGCUUCUCUCAGCAAUAGGCUCAAGACGUAUGCCAACUUCCCAGAAGCACCUCAGGAGGAGGCUUCUCUCAGCAAUAGGCUCAAGACGUAUGCCAACUUCCCAGAAGCACCUCAGGAGGAGGCUUCUCUCAGCAAUAGGCUCAAGACGUAUGCCAACUUCCCAGAAGCACCUCAGGAGGAGGCUUCUCUCAGCAAUAGGCUCAAGACGUAUGCCAACUUCCCAGAAGCACCUCAGGAGGAGGCUUCUCUCAGCAAUAGGCUCAAGACGUAUGCCAACCUCCCAGAAGCACCUCAGGAGGAGGCUUCUCUCAGCAAUAGGCUCAAGACAUAUGCCAACUUCCCAGAAGCACCUCAGGAGGAGGCUUCUCUCAGCAAUAGGCUCAAGACGUAUGCCAACCUCCCAGAAGCACCUCAGGAGGAGGCUUCUCUCAGCAAUAGGCUCAAGACAUAUGCCAACUUCCCAGAAGCACCUCAGGAGGAGGCUUCUCUCAGCAAUAGGCUCAAGACGUAUGCCAACUUCCCAGAAGCACCUCAGGAGGAGGCUUCUCUCAGCAAUAGGCUCAAGACGUAUGCCAACUUCCCAGAAGCACCUCAGGAGGAGGCUUCUCUCAGCAAUAGGCUCAAGACGUAUGCCAACUUCCCAGAAGCACCUCAGGAGGAGGCUUCUCUCAGCAAUAGGCUCAAGACGUAUGCCAACCUCCCAGAAGCACCUCAGGAGGAGGCUUCUCUCAGCAAUAGGCUCAAGACGUAUGCCAACUUCCCAGAAGCACCUCAGGAGGAGGCUUCUCUCAGCAAUAGGCUCAAGACGUAUGCCAACUUCCCAGAAGCACCUCAGGAGGAGGCUUCUCUCAGCAAUAGGCUCAAGACGUAUGCCAACCUCCCAGAAGCACCUCAGGAGGAGGCUUCUCUCAGCAAUAGGCUCAAGACGUAUGCCAACUUCCAAGAAGCACCUCAGGAGGAGGCUUCUCUCAGCAAUAGGCUCAAGACGUAUGCCAACCUCCCAGAAGCACCUCAGGAGGAGGCUUCUCUCAGCAAUAGGCUCAAGACGUAUGCCAACUUCCCAGAAGCACCUCAGGAGGAGGCUUCUCUCAGCAAUAGGCUCAAGACGGAUGCCAACUUCCCAGAAGCACCUCAGGAGGAGGCUUCUCUCAGCAAUAGGCUCAAGACGUAUGCCAACUUCCAAGAAGCACCUCAGGAGGAGGCUUCUCUCAGCAAUAGGCUCAAGACGUAUGCCAACCUCCCAGAAGCACCUCAGGAGGAGGCUUCUCUCAGCAAUAGGCUCAAGACGUAUGCCAACUUCCCAGAAGCACCUCAGGAGGAGGCUUCUCUCAGCAAUAGGCUCAAGACGGAUGCCAACUUCCCAGAAGCACCUCAGGAGGAGGCUUCUCUCAGCAAUAGGCUCAAGACGUAUGCCAACUUCCCAGAAGCACCUCAGGAGGAGGCUUCUCUCAGCAAUAGGCUCAAGACGUAUGCCAACUUCCCAGAAGCACCUCAGGAGGAGGCUUCUCUCAGCAAUAGGCUCAAGACGUAUGCCAACUUCCCAGAAGCACCUCAGGAGGAGGCUUCUCUCAGCAAUAGGCUCAAGACGUAUGCCAACUUCCCAGAAGCACCUCAGGAGGAGGCUUCUCUCAGCAAUAGGCUCAAGACGUAUGCCAACUUCCCAGAAGCACCUCAGGAGGAGGCUUCUCUCAGCAAUAGGCUCAAGACGUAUGCCAACUUCCCAGAAGCACCUCAGGAGGAGGCUUCUCUCAGCAAUAGGCUCAAGACGUAUGCCAACUUCCCAGAAGCACCUCAGGAGGAGGCUUCUCUCAGCAAUAGGCUCAAGACGUAUGCCAACUUCCCAGAAGCACCUCAGGAGGAGGCUUCUCUCAGCAAUAGGCUCAAGACGUAUGCCAACUUCCCAGAAGCACCUCAGGAGGAGGCUUCUCUCAGCAAUAGGCUCAAGACGUAUGCCAACUUCCCAGAAGCACCUCAGGAGGAGGCUUCUCUCAGCAAUAGGCUCAAGACGUAUGCCAACUUCCCAGAAGCACCUCAGGAGGAGGCUUCUCUCAGCAAUAGGCUCAAGACGUAUGCCAACUUCCCAGAAGCACCUCAGGAGGAGGCUUCUCUCAGCAAUAGGCUCAAGACGUAUGCCAACUUCCCAGAAGCACCUCAGGAGGAGGCUUCUCUCAGCAAUAGGCUCAAGACGUAUGCCAACUUCCCAGAAGCACCUCAGGAGGAGGCUUCUCUCAGCAAUAGGCUCAAGACGUAUGCCAACUUCCCAGAAGCACCUCAGGAGGAGGCUUCUCUCAGCAAUAGGCUCAAGACGUAUGCCAACUUCCCAGAAGCACCUCAGGAGGAGGCUUCUCUCAGCAAUAGGCUCAAGACGUAUGCCAACUUCCCAGAAGCACCUCAGGAGGAGGCUUCUCUCAGCAAUAGGCUCAAGACGUAUGCCAACUUCCCAGAAGCACCUCAGGAGGAGGCUUCUCUCAGCAAUAGGCUCAAGACGUAUGCCAACUUCCCAGAAGCACCUCAGGAGGAGGCUUCUCUCAGCAAUAGGCUCAAGACCUAUGCCAACUUCCCAGAAGCACCUCAGGAGGAGGCUUCUCUCAGCAAUAGGCUCAAGACGUAUGCCAACUUCCCAGAAGCACCUCAGGAGGAGGCUUCUCUCAGCAAUAGGCUCAAGACGUAUGCCAACUUCCCAGAAGCACCACAGGAGGAGGCUUCUCUCAGCAAUAGGCUCAAGACGUAUGCCAACUUCCCAGAAGCACCUCAGGAGGAGGCUUCUCUCAGCAAUAGGCUCAAGACCUAUGCCAACUUCCCAGAAGCACCUCAGGAGGAGGCUUCUCUCAGCAAUAGGCUCAAGACGUAUGCCAACUUCCCAGAAGCACCUCAGGAGGAGGCUUCUCUCAGCAAUAGGCUCAAGACGUAUGCCAACUUCCCAGAAGCACCUCAGGAGGAGGCUUCUCUCAGCAAUAGGCUCAAGACCUAUGCCAACUUCCCAGAAGCACCUCAGGAGGAGGCUUCUCUCAGCAAUAGGCUCAAGACCUAUGCCAACUUCCCAGAAGCACCUCAAGAGGAGGCUUCUCUCAGCAAUAGGCUCAAGACGUAUGCCAACUUCCCAGAAGCACCUCAGGAGGAGGCUUCUCUCAGCAAUAGGCUCAAGACCUAUGCCAACUUCCCAGAAGCACCUCAGGAGGAGGCUUCUCUCAGCAAUAGGCUCAAGACGUAUGCCAACUUCCCAGAAGCACCUCAGGAGGAGGCUUCUCUCAGCAAUAGGCUCAAGACCUAUGCCAACUUCCCAGAAGCACCUCAGGAGGAGGCUUCUCUCAGCAAUAGGCUCAAGACCUAUGCCAACUUCCCAGAAGCACCUCAAGAGGAGGCUUCUCUCAGCAAUAGGCUCAAGACGUAUGCCAACUUCCCAGAAGCACCUCAGGAGGAGGCUUCUCUCAGCAAUAGGCUCAAGACCUAUGCCAACUUCCCAGAAGCACCUCAGGAGGAGGCUUCUCUCAGCAAUAGGCUCAAGACCUAUGCCAACUUCCCAGAAGCACCUCAGGAGGAGGCUUCUCUCAGCAAUAGGCUCAAGACCUAUGCCAACUUCCCAGAAGCACCUCAAGAGGAGGCUUCUCUCAGCAAUAGGCUCAAGACGUAUGCCAACUUCCCAGAAGCACCUCAGGAGGAGGCUUCUCUCAGCAAUAGGCUCAAGACGUAUGCCAACUUCCCAGAAGCACCUCAGGAGGAGGCUUCUCUCAGCAAUAGGCUCAAGACGUAUGCCAACUUCCCAGAAGCACCUCAGGAGGAGGCUUCUCUCAGCAAUAGGCUCAAGACGUAUGCCAACUUCCCAGAAGCACCUCAGGAGGAGGCUUCUCUCAGCAAUAGGCUCAAGACGUAUGCCAACUUCCCAGAAGCACCUCAGGAGGAGGCUUCUCUCAGCAAUAGGCUCAAGACGUAUGCCAACUUCCCAGAAGCACCUCAGGAGGAGGCUUCUCUCAGCAAUAGGCUCAAGACGUAUGCCAACUUCCCAGAAGCACCUCAGGAGGAGGCUUCUCUCAGCAAUAGGCUCAAGGCGUAUGCCAACUUCCCAGAAGCACCUCAGGAGGAGGCUUCUCUCAGCAAUAGGCUCAAGACGUAUGCCAACUUCCCAGAAGCACCUCAGGAGGAGGCUUCUCUCAGCAAUAGGCUCAAGACGUAUGCCAACUUCCCAGAAGCACCUCAGGAGGAGGCUUCUCUCAGCAAUAGGCUCAAGGCGUAUGCCAACUUCCCAGAAGCACCUCAGGAGGAGGCUUCUCUCAGCAAUAGGCUCAAGACGUAUGCCAACUUCCCAGAAGCACCUCAGGAGGAGGCUUCUCUCAGCAAUAGGCUCAAGACGUAUGCCAACUUCCCAGAAGCACCUCAGGAGGAGGCUUCUCUCAGCAAUAGGCUCAAGACGUAUGCCAACUUCCCAGAAGCACCUCAGGAGGAGGCUUCUCUCAGCAAUAGGCUCAAGACGUAUGCCAACUUCCCAGAAGCACCUCAGGAGGAGGCUUCUCUCAGCAAUAGGCUCAAGACGUAUGCCAACUUCCCAGAAGCACCUCAGGAGGAGGCUUCUCUCAGCAAUAGGCUCAAGACGUAUGCCAACUUCCCAGAAGCACCUCAGGAGGAGGCUUCUCUCAGCAAUAGGCUCAAGACGUAUGCCAACUUCCCAGAAGCACCUCAGGAGGAGGCUUCUCUCAGCAAUAGGCUCAAGACGUAUGCCAACUUCCCAGAAGCACCUCAGGAGGAGGCUUCUCUCAGCAAUAGGCUCAAGACGUAUGCCAACUUCCCAGAAGCACCUCAGGAGGAGGCUUCUCUCAGCAAUAGGCUCAAGACGUAUGCCAACUUCCCAGAAGCACCUCAGGAGGAGGCUUCUCUCAGCAAUAGGCUCAAGACGUAUGCCAACUUCCCAGAAGCACCUCAGGAGGAGGCUUCUCUCAGCAAUAGGCUCAAGACGUAUGCCAACUUCCCAGAAGCACCUCAGGAGGAGGCUUCUCUCAGCAAUAGGCUCAAGACGUAUGCCAACUUCCCAGAAGCACCUCAGGAGGAGGCUUCUCUCAGCAAUAGGCUCAAGACGUAUGCCAACUUCCCAGAAGCACCUCAGGAGGAGGCUUCUCUCAGCAAUAGGCUCAAGACGUAUGCCAACUUCCCAGAAGCACCUCAGGAGGAGGCUUCUCUCAGCAAUAGGCUCAAGACGUAUGCCAACUUCCCAGAAGCACCUCAGGAGGAGGCUUCUCUCAGCAAUAGGCUCAAGACGUAUGCCAACUUCCCAGAAGCACCUCAGGAGGAGGCUUCUCUCAGCAAUAGGCUCAAGACGUAUGCCAACUUCCCAGAAGCACCUCAGGAGGAGGCUUCUCUCAGCAAUAGGCUCAAGACGUAUGCCAACUUCCCAGAAGCACCUCAGGAGGAGGCUUCUCUCAGCAAUAGGCUCAAGACGUAUGCCAACUUCCCAGAAGCACCUCAGGAGGAGGAUUCUCUCAGCAAUAGGCUCAAGACGUAUGCCAACUUCCCAGAAGCACCUCAGGAGGAGGCUUCUCUCAGCAAUAGGCUCAAGACGUAUGCCAACUUCCCAGAAGCACCUCAGGAGGAGGCUUCACUCAGCAAUAGGCUCAAGACGUAUGCCAACUUCCCAGAAGCACCACAGGAGGAGGCUUCUCUCAGCAAUAGGCUCAAGACGUAUGCCAACUUCCCAGAAGCACCUCAGGAGGAGGCUUCUCUCAGCAAUAGGCUCAAGACGUAUGCCAACUUCCCAGAAGCACCUCAGGAGGAGGCUUCUCUCAGCAAUAGGCUCAAGACGUAUGCCAACUUCCCAGAAGCACCUCAGGAGGAGGCUUCUCUCAGCAAUAGGCUCAAGACGUAUGCCAACUUCCCAGAAGCACCUCAGGAGGAGACUUCUCUCAGCAAUAGGCUCAAGACGUAUGCCAACUUCCCAGAAGCACCUCAGGAGGAGGCUUCUCUCAGCAAUAGGCUCAAGACGUAUGCCAACUUCCCAGAAGCACCUCAGGAGGAGGCUUCUCUCAGCAAUAGGCUCAAGACGUAUGCCAACUUCCCAGAAGCACCUCAGGAGGAGGCUUCUCUCAGCAAUAGGCUCAAGACGUAUGCCAACUUCCCAGAAGCACCACAGGAGGAGGCUUCUCUCAGCAAUAGGCUCAAGACGUAUGCCAACUUCCCAGAAGCACCUCAGGAGGAGGCUUCUCUCAGCAAUAGGCUCAAGACGUAUGCCAACUUCCCAGAAGCACCUCAGGAGGAGGCUUCUCUCAGCAAUAGGCUCAAGACGUAUGCCAACUUCCCAGAAGCACCUCAGGAGGAGGCUUCUCUCAGCAAUAGGCUCAAGACGUAUGCCAACUUCCCAGAAGCACCUCAGGAGGAGGCUUCUCUCAGCAAUAGGCUCAAGACGUAUGCCAACUUCCCAGAAGCACCUCAGGAGGAGGCUUCUCUCAGCAAUAGGCUCAAGACGUAUGCCAACUUCCCAGAAGCACCUCAGGAGGAGGCUUCUCUCAGCAAUAGGCUCAAGACGUAUGCCAACCUCCCAGAAGCACCUCAGGAGGAGGCUUCUCUCAGCAAUAGGCUCAAGACGUAUGCCAACUUCCCAGAAGCACCUCAGGAGGAGGCUUCUCUCAGCAAUAGGCUCAAGACGUAUGCCAACUUCCCAGAAGCACCUCAGGAGGAGGCUUCUCUCAGCAAUAGGCUCAAGACGUAUGCCAACUUCCCAGAAGCACCUCAGGAGGAGGCUUCUCUCAGCAAUAGGCUCAAGACGUAUGCCAACUUCCCAGAAGCACCUCAGGAGGAGGCUUCUCUCAGCAAUAGGCUCAAGACGUAUGCCAACUUCCCAGAAGCACCUCAGGAGGAGGCUUCUCUCAGCAAUAGGCUCAAGACGUAUGCCAACUUCCCAGAAGCACCUCAGGAGGAGGCUUCUCUCAGCAAUAGGCUCAAGACGUAUGCCAACUUCCCAGAAGCACCUCAGGAGGAGGCUUCUCUCAGCAAUAGGCUCAAGACGUAUGCCAACUUCCCAGAAGCACCUCAGGAGGAGGCUUCUCUCAGCAAUAGGCUCAAGACGUAUGCCAACCUCCCAGAAGCACCUCAGGAGGAGGCUUCUCUCAGCAAUAGGCUCAAGACAUAUGCCAACUUCCCAGAAGCACCUCAGGAGGAGGCUUCUCUCAGCAAUAGGCUCAAGACGUAUGCCAACUUCCCAGAAGCACCUCAGGAGGAGGCUUCUCUCAGCAAUAGGCUCAAGACGUAUGCCAACUUCCCAGAAGCACCUCAGGAGGAGGCUUCUCUCAGCAAUAGGCUCAAGACGUAUGCCAACUUCCCAGAAGCACCUCAGGAGGAGGCUUCUCUCAGCAAUAGGCUCAAGACGUAUGCCAACUUCCCAGAAGCACCUCAGGAGGAGGCUUCUCUCAGCAAUAGGCUCAAGACGUAUGCCAACCUCCCAGAAGCACCUCAGGAGGAGGCUUCUCUCAGCAAUAGGCUCAAGACGUAUGCCAACUUCCCAGAAGCACCUCAGGAGGAGGCUUCUCUCAGCAAUAGGCUCAAGACGUAUGCCAACUUCCCAGAAGCACCUCAGGAGGAGGCUUCUCUCAGCAAUAGGCUCAAGACGUAUGCCAACUUCCCAGAAGCACCUCAGGAGGAGGCUUCUCUCAGCAAUAGGCUCAAGACGUAUGCCAACUUCCCAGAAGCACCUCAGGAGGAGGCUUCUCUCAGCAAUAGGCUCAAGACGUAUGCCAACUUCCCAGAAGCACCUCAGGAGGAGGCUUCUCUCAGCAAUAGGCUCAAGACGUAUGCCAACUUCCCAGAAGCACCUCAGGAGGAGGCUUCUCUCAGCAAUAGGCUCAAGACGUAUGCCAACUUCCCAGAAGCACCUCAGGAGGAGGCUUCUCUCAGCAAUAGGCUCAAGACGUAUGCCAACUUCCCAGAAGCACCUCAGGAGGAGGCUUCUCUCAGCAAUAGGCUCAAGACGUAUGCCAACCUCCCAGAAGCACCUCAGGAGGAGGCUUCUCUCAGCAAUAGGCUCAAGACAUAUGCCAACUUCCCAGAAGCACCUCAGGAGGAGGCUUCUCUCAGCAAUAGGCUCAAGACGUAUGCCAACUUCCCAGAAGCACCUCAGGAGGAGGCUUCUCUCAGCAAUAGGCUCAAGACGUAUGCCAACUUCCCAGAAGCACCUCAGGAGGAGGCUUCUCUCAGCAAUAGGCUCAAGACGUAUGCCAACUUCCCAGAAGCACCUCAGGAGGAGGCUUCUCUCAGCAAUAGGCUCAAGACGUAUGCCAACUUCCCAGAAGCACCUCAGGAGGAGGCUUCUCUCAGCAAUAGGCUCAAGACGUAUGCCAACUUCCCAGAAGCACCUCAGGAGGAGGCUUCUCUCAGCAAUAGGCUCAAGACGUAUGCCAACUUCCCAGAAGCACCUCAGGAGGAGGCUUCUCUCAGCAAUAGGCUCAAGACGUAUGCCAACCUCCCAGAAGCACCUCAGGAGGAGGCUUCUCUCAGCAAUAGGCUCAAGACAUAUGCCAACUUCCCAGAAGCACCUCAGGAGGAGGCUUCUCUCAGCAAUAGGCUCAAGACGUAUGCCAACUUCCCAGAAGCACCUCAGGAGGAGGCUUCUCUCAGCAAUAGGCUCAAGACGUAUGCCAACUUCCCAGAAGCACCUCAGGAGGAGGCUUCUCUCAGCAAUAGGCUCAAGACGUAUGCCAACUUCCCAGAAGCACCUCAGGAGGAGGCUUCUCUCAGCAAUAGGCUCAAGACGUAUGCCAACUUCCCAGAAGCACCUCAGGAGGAGGCUUCUCUCAGCAAUAGGCUCAAGACGUAUGCCAACCUCCCAGAAGCACCUCAGGAGGAGGCUUCUCUCAGCAAUAGGCUCAAGACGUAUGCCAACUUCCCAGAAGCACCUCAGGAGGAGGCUUCUCUCAGCAAUAGGCUCAAGACGUAUGCCAACUUCCCAGAAGCACCUCAGGAGGAGGCUUCUCUCAGCAAUAGGCUCAAGACGUAUGCCAACCUCCCAGAAGCACCUCAGGAGGAGGCUUCUCUCAGCAAUAGGCUCAAGACGUAUGCCAACUUCCAAGAAGCACCUCAGGAGGAGGCUUCUCUCAGCAAUAGGCUCAAGACGUAUGCCAACCUCCCAGAAGCACCUCAGGAGGAGGCUUCUCUCAGCAAUAGGCUCAAGACGUAUGCCAACUUCCCAGAAGCACCUCAGGAGGAGGCUUCUCUCAGCAAUAGGCUCAAGACGGAUGCCAACUUCCCAGAAGCACCUCAGGAGGAGGCUUCUCUCAGCAAUAGGCUCAAGACGUAUGCCAACUUCCAAGAAGCACCUCAGGAGGAGGCUUCUCUCAGCAAUAGGCUCAAGACGUAUGCCAACUUCCCAGAAGCACCUCAGGAGGAGGCUUCUCUCAGCAAUAGGCUCAAGACGGAUGCCAACUUCCCAGAAGCACCUCAGGAGGAGGCUUCUCUCAGCAAUAGGCUCAAGACGUAUGCCAACCUCCCAGAAGCACCUCAGGAGGAGGCUUCUCUCAGCAAUAGGCUCAAGACGUAUGCCAACUUCCCAGAAGCACCUCAGGAGGAGGCUUCUCUCAGCAAUAGGCUCAAGACGUAUGCCAACUUCCCAGAAGCACCUCAGGAGGAGGCUUCUCUCAGCAAUAGGCUCAAGACGUAUGCCAACUUCCCAGAAGCACCACAGGAGGAGGCUUCUAUCAGCAAUAGGCUCAAGACGUAUGCCAACUUCCCAGAAGCACCUCAGGAGGAGGCUUCUCUCUGCAAUAGGCUCAAGACGUAUGCCAACUUCCCAGAAGCACCUCAGGAGGAGGCUUCUCUCAGCAAUAGGCUCAAGACGUAUGCCAACCUCCCAGAAGCACCUCAGGAGGAGGCUUCUCUCAGCAAUAGGCUCAAGACGUAUGCCAACUUCCCAGAAGCACCUCAGGAGGAGGCUUCUCUCUGCAAUAGGCUCAAGACGUAUGCCAACUUCCCAGAAGCACCUCAGGAGGAGGCUUCUCUCAGCAAUAGGCUCAAGACGUAUGCCAACCUCCCAGAAGCACCUCAGGAGGAGGCUUCUCUCAGCAAUAGGCUCAAGACGUAUGCCAACUUCCCAGAAGCACCUCAGGAGGAGGCUUCUCUCAGCAAUAGGCUCAAGACGUAUGCCAACUUCCCAGAAGCACCUCAGGAGGAGGCUUCUCUCAGCAAUAGGCUCAAGACGUAUGCCAACCUCCCAGAAGCACCUCAGGAGGAGGCUUCUCUCAGCAAUAGGCUCAAGACGUAUGCCAACUUCCCAGAAGCACCUCAGGAGGAGGCUUCUCUCAGCAAUAGGCUCAAGACGUAUGCCAACUUCCCAGAAGCACCACAGGAGGAGGCUUCUCUCAGCAAUAGGCUCAAGACGUAUGCCAACUUCCCAGAAGCACCUCAGGAGGAGGCUUCUCUCAGCAAUAGGCUCAAGACGUAUGCCAACUUCCCAGAAGCACCUCAGGAGGAGGCUUCUCUCAGCAAUAGGCUCAAGACGUAUGCCAACCUCCCAGAAGCACCUCAGGAGGAGGCUUCUCUCAGCAAUAGGCUCAAGACGUAUGCCAACCUCCCAGAAGCACCUCAGGAGGAGGCUUCUCUCAGCAAUAGGCUCAAGACGUAUGCCAACUUAACAGAAGCACCUCAGGAGGAGGCUUCUCUCAGCAAUAGGCUCAAGACGUAUGCCAACUUCCCAAGAGCACCACAGGAGGAGGCUUCUCUCAGCAAUAGGCUCAAGACGUAUGCCAACUUCCCAGAAGCACCUCAGGAGGAGGCUUCUCUCAGCAAUAGGCUCAAGACGUAUGCCAACUUCCCAGAAGCACCUCAGGAGGAGGCUUCUCUCAGCAAUAGGCUCAAGACGUAUGCCAACUUCCCAGAAGAACCUCAGGUGGAGGCUUCUCUCAGCAAUAGGCUCAAGACGUAUGCCAACCUCCCAGAAGCACCUCAGGAGGAGGCUUCUCUCAGCAAUAGGCUCAAGACGUAUGCCAACUUCCCAGAAGCACCACAGGAGGAGGCUUCUCUCAGCAAUAGGCUCAAGACGUAUGCCAACUUCCCAGAAGAACCUCAGGUGGAGGCUUCUCUCAGCAAUAGGCUCAAGACGUAUGCCAACCUCCCAGAAGCACCUCAGGAGGAGGCUUCUCUCAGCAAUAGGCUCAAGACGUAUGCCAACCUCCCAGAAGCACCUCAGGAGGAGGCUUCUCUCAGCAAUAGGCUCAAGACGUAUGCCAACUUCCCAGAAGCACCUCAGGAGGAGGCUUCUCUCUGCAAUAGGCUCAAGACGUAUGCCAACUUCCCAGAAGCACCUCAGGAGGAGGCUUCUCUCAGCAAUAGGCUCAAGACGUAUGCCAACUUCCCAGAAGCACCUCAGGAGGAGGCUUCUCUCAGCAAUAGGCUCAAGACGUAUGCCAACUUCCCAGAAGCACCUCAGGAGGAGGCUUCUCUCAGCAAUAGGCUCAAGACGUAUGCCAACUUCCCAGAAGCACCACAGGAGGAGGCUUCUCUCAGCAAUAGGCUCAAGACGUAUGCCAACUUCCCAGAAGAACCUCAGGUGGAGGCUUCUCUCAGCAAUAGGCUCAAGACGUAUGCCAACCUCCCAGAAGCACCUCAGGAGGAGGCUUCUCUCAGCAAUAGGCUCAAGACGUAUGCCAACUUCCCAGAAGCACCACAGGAGGAGGCUUCUCUCAGCAAUAGGCUCAAGACGUAUGCCAACUUCCCAGAAGAACCUCAGGUGGAGGCUUCUCUCAGCAAUAGGCUCAAGACGUAUGCCAACCUCCCAGAAGCACCUCAGGAGGAGGCUUCUCUCAGCAAUAGGCUCAAGACGUAUGCCAACCUCCCAGAAGCACCUCAGGAGGAGGCUUCUCUCAGCAAUAGGCUCAAGACGUAUGCCAACUUCCCAGAAGCACCUCAGGAGGAGGCUUCUCUCUGCAAUAGGCUCAAGACGUAUGCCAACUUCCCAGAAGCACCUCAGGAGGAGGCUUCUCUCAGCAAUAGGCUCAAGACGUAUGCCAACUUCCCAGAAGCACCACAGGAGGAGGCUUCUAUCAGCAAUAGGCUCAAGACGUAUGCCAACUUCCCAGAAGCACCUCAGGAGGAGGCUUCUCUCAGCAAUAGGCUCAAGACGUAUGCCAACUUCCCAGAAGCACCUCAGGAGGAGGCUUCUCUCAGCAAUAGGCUCAAGACGUAUGCCAACUUCCCAGAAGCACCUCAGGAGGAGGCUUCUCUCAGCAAUAGGCUCAAGACGUAUGCCAACCUCCCAGAAGCACCUCAGGAGGAGGCUUCUCUCAGCAAUAGGCUCAAGACGUAUGCCAACCUCCCAGAAGCACCUCAGGAGGAGGCUUCUCUCAGCAAUAGGCUCAAGACGUAUGCCAACUUCCCAGAAGCACCUCAGGAGGAGGCUUCUCUCAGCAAUAGGCUCAAGACGUAUGCCAACUUCCCAGAAGCACCACAGGAGGAGGCUUCUCUCAGCAAUAGGCUCAAGACGUAUGCCAACUUCCCAGAAGCACCUCAGGAGGAGGCUUCUCUCAGCAAUAGGCUCAAGACGUAUGCCAACUUCCCAGAAGCACCUCAGGAGGAGGCUUCUCUCAGCAAUAGGCUCAAGACGUAUGCCAACUUCCCAGAAGCACCUCAGGAGGAGGCUUCUCUCAGCAAUAGGCUCAAGACGUAUGCCAACUUCCCAGAAGCACCUCAGGAGGAGGCUUCUCUCAGCAAUAGGCUCAAGACGUAUGCCAACUUCCCAGAAGCACCACAGGAGGAGGCUUCUCUCAGCAAUAGGCUCAAGACGUAUGCCAACUUCCCAGAAGCACCUCAGGAGGAGGCUUCUCUCAGCAAUAGGCUCAAGACGUAUGCCAACUUCCCAGAAGCACCUCAGGAGGAGGCUUCUCUCAGCAAUAGGCUCAAGACGUAUGCCAACUUCCCAGAAGCACCUCAGGAGGAGGCUUCUCUCAGCAAUAGGCUCAAGACGUAUGCCAACUUCCCAGAAGCACCUCAGGAGGAGGCUUCUCUCAGCAAUAGGCUCAAGACGUAUGCCAACUUCCCAGAAGCACCACAGGAGGAGGCUUCUCUCAGCAAUAGGCUCAAGACGUAUGCCAACUUCCCAGAAGCACCUCAGGAGGAGGCUUCUCUCAGCAAUAGGCUCAAGACGUAUGCCAACUUCCCAGAAGCACCUCAGGAGGAGGCUUCUCUCAGCAAUAGGCUCAAGACGUAUGCCAACUUCCCAGAAGCACCACAGGAGGAGGCUUCUCUCAGCAAUAGGCUCAAGACGUAUGCCAACUUCCCAGAAGAACCUCAGGUGGAGGCUUCUCUCAGCAAUAGGCUCAAGACGUAUGCCAACUUCCCAGAAGCACCUCAGGAGGAGGCUUCUCUCAGCAAUAGGCUCAAGACGUAUGCCAACUUCCCAGAAGCACCACAGGAGGAGGCUUCUCUCAGCAAUAGGCUCAAGACGUAUGCCAACUUCCCAGAAGCACCUCAGGAGGAGGCUUCUCUCAGCAAUAGGCUCAAGACGUAUGCCAACUUCCCAGAAGCACCACAGGAGGAGGCUUCUCUCAGCAAUAGGCUCAAGACGUAUGCCAACUUCCCAGAAGCACCUCAGGAGGAGGCUUCUCUCAGCAAUAGGCUCAAGACGUAUGCCAACUUCCCAGAAGCACCACAGGAGGAGGCUUCUCUCAGCAAUAGGCUCAAGACGUAUGCCAACUUCCCAGAAGAACCUCAGGUGGAGGCUUCUCUCAGCAAUAGGCUCAAGACGUAUGCCAACUUCCCAGAAGCACCUCAGGAGGAGGCUUCUCUCAGCAAUAGGCUCAAGACGUAUGCCAACUUCCCAGAAGCACCUCAGGAGGAGGCUUCUCUCAGCAAUAGGCUCAAGACGUAUGCCAACUUCCCAGAAGCACCUCAGGAGGAGGCUUCUCUCAGCAAUAGGCUCAAGACGUAUGCCAACUUCCCAGAAGCACCUCAGGAGGAGGCUUCUCUCAGCAAUAGGCUCAAGACGUAUGCCAACUUCCCAGAAGCACCUCAGGAGGAGGCUUCUCUCAGCAAUAGGCUCAAGACGUAUGCCAACUUCCCAGAAGCACCUCAGGAGGAGGCUUCUCUCAGCAAUAGGCUCAAGACGUAUGCCAACUUCCCAGAAGCACCACAGGAGGAGGCUUCUCUCAGCAAUAGGCUCAAGACGUAUGCCAACUUCCCAGAAGAACCUCAGGUGGAGGCUUCUCUCAGCAAUAGGCUCAAGACGUAUGCCAACUUCCCAGAAGCACCUCAGGAGGAGGCUUCUCUCAGCAAUAGGCUCAAGACGUAUGCCAACUUCCCAGAAGCACCACAGGAGGAGGCUUCUCUCAGCAAUAGGCUCAAGACGUAUGCCAACUUCCCAGAAGCACCUCAGGAGGAGGCUUCUCUCAGCAAUAGGCUCAAGACGUAUGCCAACUUCCCAGAAGCACCACAGGAGGAGGCUUCUCUCAGCAAUAGGCUCAAGACGUAUGCCAACUUCCCAGAAGCACCUCAGGAGGAGGCUUCUCUCAGCAAUAGGCUCAAGACGUAUGCCAACUUCCCAGAAGCACCUCAGGAGGAGGCUUCUCUCAGCAAUAGGCUCAAGACGUAUGCCAACUUCCCAGAAGCACCACAGGAGGAGGCUUCUCUCAGCAAUAGGCUCAAGACGUAUGCCAACUUCCCAGAAGAACCUCAGGUGGAGGCUUCUCUCAGCAAUAGGCUCAAGACGUAUGCCAACUUCCCAGAAGCACCUCAGGAGGAGGCUUCUCUCAGCAAUAGGCUCAAGACGUAUGCCAACUUCCCAGAAGCACCACAGGAGGAGGCUUCUCUCAGCAAUAGGCUCAAGACGUAUGCCAACUUCCCAGAAGCACCACAGGAGGAGGCUUCUCUCAGCAAUAGGCUCAAGACGUAUGCCAACUUCCCAGAAGCACCUCAGGAGGAGGCUUCUCUCAGCAAUAGGCUCAAGACGUAUGCCAACUUCCCAGAAGCACCUCAGGAGGAGGCUUCUCUCAGCAAUAGGCUCAAGACGUAUGCCAACUUCCCAGAAGCACCUCAGGAGGAGGCUUCUCUCAGCAAUAGGCUCAAGACGUAUGCCAACCUCCCAGAAGCACCUCAGGAGGAGGCUUCUCUCAGCAAUAGGCUCAAGACGUAUGCCAACUUCCCAGAAGAACCUCAGGUGGAGGCUUCUCUCAGCAAUAGGCUCAAGACGUAUGCCAACUUCCCAGAAGCACCUCAGGAGGAGGCUUCUCUCAGCAAUAGGCUCAAGACGUAUGCCAACUUCCCAGAAGCACCACAGGAGGAGGCUUCUCUCAGCAAUAGGCUCAAGACGUAUGCCAACUUCCCAGAAGCACCACAGGAGGAGGCUUCUCUCAGCAAUAGGCUCAAGACGUAUGCCAACUUCCCAGAAGCACCUCAGGAGGAGGCUUCUCUCAGCAAUAGGCUCAACACGUAUGCCAACUUCCCAGAAUCACCUCAGGAGGAGGCUUCUCUCAGCAAUAGGCUCAAGACGUAUGCCAACUUCCCAGAAGCACCUCAGGAGGAGGCUUCUCUCAGCAAUAGGCUCAAGACGUAUGCCAACUUCCCAGAAGCACCACAGGAGGAGGCUUCUCUCAGCAAUAGGCUCAAGACGUAUGCCAACUUCCCAGAAGCACCACAGGAGGAGGCUUCUCUCAGCAAUAGGCUCAAGACGUAUGCCAACUUCCCAGAAGCACCUCAGGAGGAGGCUUCUCUCAGCAAUAGGCUCAAGACGUAUGCCAACUUCCCAGAAUCACCUCAGGAGGAGGCUUCUCUCAGCAAUAGGCUCAAGACGUAUGCCAACUUCCCAGAAGCACCUCAGGAGGAGGCUUCUCUCAGCAAUAGGCUCAAGACGUAUGCCAACUUCCCAGAAGCACCUCAGGAGGAGGCUUCUCUCAGCAAUAGGCUCAAGACGUAUGCCAACUUCCCAGAAGCACCACAGGAGGAGGCUUCUCUCAGCAAUAGGCUCAAGACGUAUGCCAACUUCCCAGAAGCACCUCAGGAGGAGGCUUCUCUCAGCAAUAGGCUCAAGACGUAUGCCAACUUCCCAGAAGCACCUCAGGAGGAGGCUUCUCUCAGCAAUAGGCUCAAGACGUAUGCCAACUUCCCAGAAGCACCUCAGGAGGAGGCUUCUCUCAGCAAUAGGCUCAAGACGUAUGCCAACUUCCCAGAAGCACCUCAGGAGGAGGCUUCUCUCAGCAAUAGGCUCAAGACGUAUGCCAACUUCCCAGAAGCACCACAGGAGGAGGCUUCUAUCAGCAAUAGGCUCAAGACGUAUGCCAACUUCCCAGAAGCACCUCAGGAGGAGGCUUCUCUCAGCAAUAGGCUCAAGACGUAUGCCAACUUCCCAGAAGCACCUCAGGAGGAGGCUUCUCUCAGCAAUAGGCUCAAGACGUAUGCCAACUUCCCAGAAGCACCACAGGAGGAGGCUUCUCUCAGCAAUAGGCUCAAGACGUAUGCCAACUUCCCAGAAGCACCACAGGAGGAGGCUUCUCUCAGCAAUAGGCUCAAGACGUAUGCCAACUUCCCAGAAGCACCACAGGAGGAGGCUUCUCUCAGCAAUAGGCUCAAGACGUAUGCCAACUUCCCAGAAGCACCUCAGGAGGAGGCUUCUCUCAGCAAUAGGUUCAAGACGUAUGCCAACUUCCCAGAAGCACCACAGGAGGAGGCUUCUAUCAGCAAUAGGCUCAAGACGUAUGCCAACUUCCCAGAAGCACCUCAGGAGGAGGCUUCUCUCAGCAAUAGGCUCAAGACGUAUGCCAACUUCCCAGAAGCACCUCAGGAGGAGGCUUCUCUCAGCAAUAGGCUCAAGACGUAUGCCAACUUCCCAGAAGCACCACAGGAGGAGGCUUCUCUCAGCAAUAGGCUCAAGACGUAUGCCAACUUCCCAGAAGCACCACAGGAGGAGGCUUCUCUCAGCAAUAGGCUCAAGACGAAUGCCAACUUCCCAGAAGCAACUCAGGAGGAGGCUUCUCUCAGCAAUAGGCUCAAGACGUAUGCCAACUUUCCAGAAGCACCUCAGGAGGAGGCUGCUCUCAGCAAUAGGCUCAAGACGUAUGCCAAUUUCCCAGAAGCACCUCAGGAGGAGGCUUCUCUCAGCAAUAGGCUCAAGACGUAUGCCAACUUCCCAGAAGCACCACAGGAGGAGGCUUCUCUCAGCAAUAGGCUCAAGACGUAUGCCAACUUCCCAGAAGCACCUCAGGAGGAGGCUUCUCUCAGCAAUAGGCUCAAGACGUAUGCCAAUUUCCCAGAAGCACCUCAGGAGGAGGCUUCUCUCAGCAAUAGGCUCAAGACGUAUGCCAACUUCCCAGAAGCACCACAGGAGGAGGCUUCUCUCAGCAAUAGGCUCAAGACGUAUGCCAACUUCCCAGAAGCACCUCAGGAGGAGGCUUCUCUCAGCAAUAGGCUAAAGACGUAUGCCAACUUUCCAGAAGCACCUCAGGAGGAGGCUGCUCUCAGCAAUAGGCUCAAGACGUAUGCCAAUUUCCCAGAAGCACCUCAGGAGGAGGCUUCUCUCAGCAAUAGGCUCAAGACGUAUGCCAACUUCCCAGAAGCACCACAGGAGGAGGCUUCUCUCAGCAAUAGGCUCAAGACGUAUGCCAACUUUCCAGAAGCACCUCAGGAGGAGGCUGCUCUCAGCAAUAGGCUCAAGACGUAUGCCAAUUUCCCAGAAGCACCUCAGGAGGAGGCUUCUCUCAGCAAUAGGCUCAAGACGUAUGCCAACUUCCCAGAAGCACCACAGGAGGAGGCUUCUCUCAGCAAUAGGCUCAAGACGUAUGCCAACUUCCCAGAAGCACCUCAGGAGGAGGCUUCUCUCAGCAAUAGGCUCAAGACAUAUGCCAACUUCCCAGAAGCACCUCAGGAGGAGGCUUCUCUCAGCAAUAGGCUCAAGACGUAUGCCAACUUCCCAGAAGCACCUCAGGAGGAGGCUUCUCUCAGCAAUAGGCUCAAGACGUAUGCCAACUUCCCAGAAGCACCACAGGAGGAGGCUUCUAUCAGCAAUAGGCUCAAGACGUAUGCCAACUUCCCAGAAGCACCUCAGGAGGAGGCUUCUCUCAGCAAUAGGCUUAAGACGUAUGCCAACUCCCCAGAAGCACCUCAGGAGGAGGCUUCUCUCAGCAAUAGGCUCAAGACGUAUGCCAACUUCCCAGAAGCACCACAGGAGGAGGCUUCUAUCAGCAAUAGGCUCAAGACGUAUGCCAACUUCCCAGAAGCACCUCAGGAGGAGGCUUCUCUCAGCAAUAGGCUCAAGACGUAUGCCAACUUCCCAGAAGCACCUCAGGAGGAGGCUUCUCUCAGCAAUAGGCUCAAGACGUAUGCCAACUUCCCAGAAGCACCUCAGGAGGAGGCUUCUCUCAGCAAUAGGCUCAAGACGUAUGCCAACUUCCCAGAAGCACCUCAGGAGGAGGCUUCUCUCAGCAAUAGGCUCAAGACGUAUGCCAACUUCCCAGAAGCACCUCAGGAGGAGGCUUCUCUCAGCAAUAGGCUCAAGACGUAUGCCAACUUCCCAGAAGCACCACAGGAGGAGGCUUCUCUCAGCAAUAGGCUCAAGACGUAUGCCAACUUCCCAGAAGCACCACAGGAGGAGGCUUCUCUCAGCAAUAGGCUCAAGACGUAUGCCAACUUCCCAGAAGCACCACAGGAGGAGGCUUCUCUCAGCAAUAGGCUCAAGACGUAUGCCAACUUCCCAGAAGCACCUCAGGAGGAGGCUUCUCUCAGCAAUAGGCUCAAGACGUAUGCCAACUUCCCAGAAGCACCUCAGGAGGAGGCUUCUCUCAGCAAUAGGCUCAAGACGUAUGCCAAUUUCCCAGAAGCACCUCAGGAGGAGGCUUCUCUCAGCAAUAGGCUCAAGACGUAUGCCAACUUCCCAGAAGCACCUCAGGAGGAGGCUUCUCUCAGCAAUAGGCUCAAGACGUAUGCCAACUUCCCAGAAGCACCUCAGGAGGAGGCUUCUCUCAGCAAUAGGCUCAAGACGUAUGCCAACUUCCCAGAAGCACCACAGGAGGAGGCUUCUAUCAGCAAUAGGCAACUCCAGAGAUGCCCCGAGAACACUGUCCCAAGUCUAGAGGAACACCAACUUCAGCACAGCAACUCGAGGAAUGCUCCGUGUACCCCAAAUCGUCUCGAGAUGCGAGCUGAUUCCUGGCUUAGGCUCAAGACGUAUGCCAACUUCCCAGAAGCACCUCAGGAGGAGGCUUCUCUCAGCAAUAGGCUCAAGACGUAUGCCAACUUCCCAGAAGCACCACAGGAGGAGGCUUCUCUCAGCAAUAGGCUCAAGACGUAUGCCAACUUCCCAGAAGCACCUCAGGAGGAGGCUUCUCUCAGCAAUAGGCUCAAGACGUAUGCCAACUUCCCAGAAGCACCUCAGGAGGAGGCUUCUCUCAGCAAUAGGCUCAAGACGUAUGCCAAUUUCCCAGAAGCACCUCAGGAGGAGGCUUCUCUCAGCAAUAGGCUCAAGACGUAUGCCAACUUCCCAGAAGCACCUCAGGAGGAGGCUUCUCUCAGCAAUAGGCUCAAGACGUAUGCCAACUUCCCAGAAGCACCUCAGGAGGAGGCUUCUCUCAGCAAUAGGCUCAAGACGUAUGCCAACUUCCCAGAAGCACCACAGGAGGAGGCUUCUAUCAGCAAUAGGCUCAAGACGUAUGCCAACUUCCCAGAAGCACCUCAGGAGGAGGCUUCUCUCAGCAAUAGGCUCAAGACGUAUGCCAACUUCCCAGAAGCACCUCAGGAGGAGGCUUCUCUCAGCAAUAGGCUCAAGACGUAUGCCAACUUCCCAGAAGCACCUCAGGAGGAGGCUUCUCUCAGCAAUAGGCUCAAGACGUAUGCCAACUUCCCAGAAGCACCUCAGGAGGAGGCUUCUCUCAGCAAUAGGCUCAAGACGUAUGCCAACUUCCCAGAAGCACCUCAGGAGGAGGCUUCUCUCAGCAAUAGGCUCAAGACGUAUGCCAACUUCCCAGAAGCACCUCAGGAGGAGGCUUCUCUCAGCAAUAGGCUCAAGACGUAUGCCAAUUUCCCAGAAGCACCUCAGGAGGAGGCUUCUCUCAGCAAUAGGCUCAAGACGUAUGCCAACUUCCCAGAAGCACCACAGGAGGAGGCUUCUCUCAGCAAUAGGCUCAAGACGUAUGCCAACUUCCCAGAAGCACCUCAGGAGGAGGCUUCUCUCAGCAAUAGGCUCAAGACGUAUGCCAACUUCCCAGGAGCACCUCAGGAGGAGGCUUCUCUCAGCAAUAGGCUCAAAACGUAUGCCAACUUCCCAGAAGCACCUCAGGAGGAGGCUUCUCUCAGCAAUAGGCUCAAGACGUAUGCCAACUUCCCAGAAGCACCUCAGGAGGAGGCUUCUCUCAGCAAUAGGCUCAAGACGUAUGCCAACUUCCCAGAAGCAACACAGGAGGAGGCUUCUCUCAGCAAUAGGCUCAAGACGUAUGCCAACUUCCCAGAAGCACCUCAGGAGGAGACUUCUCUCAGCAAUAGGCUCAAGACGUAUGCCAACUUCCCAGAAGCACCUCAGGAGGAGGCUUCUCUCAGCAAUAGGCUCAAGACGUAUGCCAACUCCCCAGAAGCACCACAGGAGGAGGCUUCUCUCAGCAAUAGGCUCAAGACGUAUGCCAACUUCCCAGAAGCACCUCAGGAGGAGGCUUCUCUCAGCAAUAGGCUCAAGACGUAUGCCAACUUCCCAGAAGCACCACAGGAGGAGGCUUCUAUCAGCAAUAGGCUCAAGACGUAUGCCAACUUCCCAGAAGCACCUCAGGAGGAGGCUUCUCUCAGCAAUAGGCUCAAGACGUAUGCCAACUUCCCAGAAGCACCUCAGGAGGAGGCUUCUCUCAGCAAUAGGCUCAAGACGUAUGCCAACUUCCCAGAAGCACCUCAGGAGGAGGCUUCUCUCAGCAAUAGGCUCAAGACGUAUGCCAACUUCCCAGAAGCACCACAGGAGGAGGCUUCUAUCAGCAAUAGGCUCAAGACGUAUGCCAACUUCCCAGAAGCACCUCAGGAGGAGGCUUCUCUCAGCAAUAGGCUCAAGACGUAUGCCAACUUCCCAGAAGCACCACAGGAGGAGGCUUCUAUCAGCAAUAGGCUCAAGACGUAUGCCAACUUCCCAGAAGCACCUCAGGAGGAGGCUUCUCUCAGCAAUAGGCUCAAGACGUAUGCCAACUUCCCAGAAGCACCUCAGGAGGAGGCUUCUCUCAGCAAUAGGCUCAAGACGUAUGCCAACUUCCCAGAAGCACCUCAGGAGGAGGCUUCUCUCAGCAAUAGGCUCAAGACGUAUGCCAACUUCCCAGAAGCACCUCAGGAGGAGGCUUCUCUCAGCAAUAGGCUCAAGACGUAUGCCAACUUCCCAGAAGCACCUCAGGAGGAGGCUUCUCUCAGCAAUAGGCUCAAGACGUAUGCCAACUUCCCAGAAGCACCACAGGAGGAGGCUUCUAUCAGCAAUAGGCUCAAGACGUAUGCCAACUUCCCAGAAGCACCACAGGAGGAGGCUUCUCUCAGCAAUAGGCUCAAGACGUAUGCCAACUUCCCAGAAGCACCUCAGGAGGAGGCUUCUCUCAGCAAUAGGCUCAAGACGUAUGCCAACUUCCCAGAAGCACCUCAGGAGGAGGCUUCUCUCAGCAAUAGGCUCAAGACGUAUGCCAACUUCCCAGAAGCACCACAGGAGGAGGCUUCUAUCAGCAAUAGGCUCAAGACGUAUGCCAACUUCCCAGAAGCACCUCAGGAGGAGGCUUCUCUCAGCAAUAGGCUCAAGACGUAUGCCAACUUCCCAGAAGCACCACAGGAGGAGGCUUCUAUCAGCAAUAGGCUCAAGACGUAUGCCAACUUCCCAGAAGCACCUCAGGAGGAGGCUUCUCUCAGCAAUAGGCUCAAGACGUAUGCCAACUUCCCAGAAGCACCUCAGGAGGAGGCUUCUCUCAGCAAUAGGCUCAAGACGUAUGACAACUUCCCAGAAGCACCACAGGAGGAGGCUUCUAUCAGCAAUAGGCUCAAGACGUAUGCCAACUUCCCAGAAGCACCUCAGGAGGAGGCUUCUCUCAGCAAUAGGCUCAAGACGUAUGCCAACUUCCCAGAAGCACCUCAGGAGGAGGCUUCUCUCAGCAAUAGGCUCAAGACGUAUGCCAACUUCCCAGAAGCACCUCAGGAGGAGGCUUCUCUCAGCAAUAGGCUCAAGACGUAUGCCAACUUCCCAGAAGCACCUCAGGAGGAGGCUUCUAUCAGCAAUAGGCUCAAGACGUAUGCCAACUUCCCAGAAGCACCUCAGGAGGAGGCUUCUCUCAGCAAUAGGCUCAAGACGUAUGCCAACUUCCCAGAAGCACCACAGGAGGAGGCUUCUAUCAGCAAUAGGCUCAAGACGUAUGCCAACUUCCCAGAAGCACCUCAGGAGGAGGCUUCUCUCAGCAAUAGGCUCAAGACGUAUGCCAACUUCCCAGAAGCACCACAGGAGGAGGCUUCUAUCAGCAAUAGGCUCAAGACGUAUGCCAACUUCCCAGAAGCACCUCAGGAGGAGGCUUCUCUCAGCAAUAGGCUCAAGACGUAUGCCAACUUCCCAGAAGCACCUCAGGAGGAGGCUUCUCUCAGCAAUAGGCUCAAGACGUAUGCCAACUUCCCAGAAGCACCACAGGAGGAGGCUUCUAUCAGCAAUAGGCUCAAGACGUAUGCCAACUUCCCAGAAGCACCUCAGGAGGAGGCUUCUCUCAGCAAUAGGCUCAAGACGUAUGCCAACUUCCCAGAAGCACCACAGGAGGAGGCUUCUAUCAGCAAUAGGCUCAAGACGUAUGCCAACUUCCCAGAAGCACCUCAGGAGGAGGCUUCUCUCAGCAAUAGGCUCAAGACGUAUGCCAACUUCCCAGAAGCACCACAGGAGGAGGCUUCUAUCAGCAAUAGGCUCAAGACGUAUGCCAACUUCCCAGAAGCACCUCAGGAGGAGGCUUCUCUCAGCAAUAGGCUCAAGACGUAUGCCAACUUCCCAGAAGCACCUCAGGAGGAGGCUUCUCUCAGCAAUAGGCUCAAGACGUAUGCCAACUUCCCAGAAGCACCACAGGAGGAGGCUUCUAUCAGCAAUAGGCUCAAGACGUAUGCCAACUUCCCAGAAGCACCUCAGGAGGAGGCUUCUCUCAGCAAUAGGCUCAAGACGUAUGCCAACUUCCCAGAAGCACCUCAGGAGGAGGCUUCUAUCAGCAAUAGGCUCAAGACGUAUGCCAACUUCCCAGAAGCACCACAGGAGGAGGCUUCUAUCAGCAAUAGGCUCAAGACGUAUGCCAACUUCCCAGAAGCACCUCAGGAGGAGGCUUCUCUCAGCAAUAGGCUCAAGACGUAUGCCAACUUCCCAGAAGCACCACAGGAGGAGGCUUCUAUCAGCAAUAGGCUCAAGACGUAUGCCAACUUCCCAGAAGCACCUCAGGAGGAGGCUUCUCUCAGCAAUAGGCUCAAGACGUAUGCCAACUUCCCAGAAGCACCUCAGGAGGAGGCUUCUCUCAGCAAUAGGCUCAAGACGUAUGCCAACUUCCCAGAAGCACCACAGGAGGAGGCUUCUAUCAGCAAUAGGCUCAAGACGUAUGCCAACUUCCCAGAAGCACCUCAGGAGGAGGCUUCUCUCAGCAAUAGGCUCAAGACGUAUGCCAACUUCCCAGAAGCACCACAGGAGGAGGCUUCUAUCAGCAAUAGGCUCAAGACGUAUGCCAACUUCCCAGAAGCACCUCAGGAGGAGGCUUCUCUCAGCAAUAGGCUCAAGACGUAUGCCAACUUCCCAGAAGCACCUCAGGAGGAGGCUUCUCUCAGCAAUAGGCUCAAGACGUAUGCCAACUUCCCAGAAGCACCUCAGGAGGAGGCUUCUCUCAGCAAUAGGCUCAAGACGUAUGCCAACUUCCCAGAAGCACCUCAGGAGGAGGCUUCUCUCAGCAAUAGGCUCAAGACGUAUGCCAACUUCCCAGAAGCACCACAGGAGGAGGCUUCUCUCAGCAAUAGGCUCAAGACGUAUGCCAACUUCCCAGAAGCACCUCAGGAGGAGGCUUCUCUCAGCAAUAGGCUCAAGACGUAUGCCAACUUCCCAGAAGCACCACAGGAGGAGGCUUCUAUCAGCAAUAGGCUCAAGACGUAUGCCAACUUCCCAGAAGCACCACAGGAGGAGGCUUCUCUCAGCAAUAGGCUCAAGACGUAUGCCAACUUCCCAGAAGCACCUCAGGAGGAGGCUUCUCUCAGCAAUAGGCUCAAGACGUAUGCCAACUUCCCAGAAGCACCUCAGGAGGAGGCUUCUCUCAGCAAUAGGCUCAAGACGUAUGCCAACUUCCCAGAAGCACCACAGGAGGAGGCUUCUAUCAGCAAUAGGCUCAAGACGUAUGCCAACUUCCCAGAAGCACCACAGGAGGAGGCUUCUCUCAGCAAUAGGCUCAAGACGUAUGCCAACUUCCCAGAAGCACCUCAGGAGGAGGCUUCUCUCAGCAAUAGGCUCAAGACGUAUGCCAACUUCCCAGAAGCACCUCAGGAGGAGGCUUCUCUCAGCAAUAGGCUCAAGACGUAUGCCAACUUCCCAGAAGCACCUCAGGAGGAGGCUUCUCUCAGCAAUAGGCUCAAGACGUAUGCCAACUUCCCAGAAGCACCUCAGGAGGAGGCUUCUCUCAGCAAUAGGCUCAAGACGUAUGCCAACUUCCCAGAAGCACCUCAGGAGGAGGCUUCUCUCAGCAAUAGGCUCAAGACGUAUGCCAACUUCCCAGAAGCACCUCAGGAGGAGGCUUCUCUCAGCAAUAGGCUCAAGACGUAUGCCAACUUCCCAGAAGCACCACAGGAGGAGGCUUCUAUCAGCAAUAGGCUCAAGACGUAUGCCAACUUCCCAGAAGCACCUCAGGAGGAGGCUUCUCUCAGCAAUAGGCUCAAGACGUAUGCCAACUUCCCAGAAGCACCUCAGGAGGAGGCUUCUCUCAGCAAUAGGCUCAAGACGUAUGCCAACUUCCCAGAAGCACCACAGGAGGAGGCUUCUAUCAGCAAUAGGCUCAAGACGUAUGCCAACUUCCCAGAAGCACCUCAGGAGGAGGCUUCUCUCAGCAAUAGGCUCAAGACGUAUGCCAACUUCCCAGAAGCACCUCAGGAGGAGGCUUCUCUCAGCAAUAGGCUCAAGACGUAUGCCAACUUCCCAGAAGCACCUCAGGAGGAGGCUUCUCUCAGCAAUAGGCUCAAGACGUAUGCCAACUUCCCAGAAGCACCACAGGAGGAGGCUUCUCUCAGCAAUAGGCUCAAGACGUAUGCCAACUUCCCAGAAGCACCACAGGAGGAGGCUUCUAUCAGCAAUAGGCUCAAGACGUAUGCCAACUUCCCAGAAGCACCUCAGGAGGAGGCUUCUCUCAGCAAUAGGCUCAAGACGUAUGCCAACUUCCCAGAAGCACCUCAGGAGGAGGCUUCUCUCAGCAAUAGGCUCAAGACGUAUGCCAACUUCCCAGAAGCACCUCAGGAGGAGGCUUCUCUCAGCAAUAGGCUCAAGACGUAUGCCAACUUCCCAGAAGCACCACAGGAGGAGGCUUCUCUCAGCAAUAGGCUCAAGACGUAUGCCAACUUCCCAGAAGCACCUCAGGAGGAGGCUUCUCUCAGCAAUAGGCUCAAGACGUAUGCCAACUUCCCAGAAGCACCACAGGAGGAGGCUUCUCUCAGCAAUAGGCUCAAGACGUAUGCCAACUUCCCAGAAGCACCACAGGAGGAGGCUUCUCUCAGCAAUAGGCUCAAGACGUAUGCCAACUUCCCAGAAGCACCUCAGGAGGAGGCUUCUCUCAGCAAUAGGCUCAAGACGUAUGCCAACUUCCCAGAAGCACCUCAGGAGGAGGCUUCUCUCAGCAAUAGGCUCAAGACGUAUGCCAAUUUCCCAGAAGCACCUCAGGAGGAGGCUUCUCUCAGCAAUAGGCUCAAGACGUAUGCCAACUUCCCAGAAGCACCACAGGAGGAGGCUUCUCUCAGCAAUAGGCUCAAGACGUAUGCCAACUUCCCAGAAGCACCUCAGGAGGAGGCUUCUCUCAGCAAUAGGCUCAAAACGUAUGCCAACUUCCCAGAAGCACCUCAGGAGGAGGCUUCUCUCAGCAAUAGGCUCAAGACAUAUGCCAACUUCCCAGAAGCACCUCAGGAGGAGGCUUCUCUCAGCAAUAGGCUCAAGACGUAUGCCAACUUCCCAGAAGCACCUCAGGAGGAGACUUCUCUCAGCAAUAGGCUCAAGACGUAUGCCAACUUCCCAGAAGCACCUCAGGAGGAGGCUUCUCUCAGCAAUAGGCUCAAGACGUAUGCCAACUCCCCAGAAGCACCACAGGAGGAGGCUUCUCUCAGCAAUAGGCUCAAGACGUAUGCCAACUUCCCAGAAGCACCUCAGGAGGAGGCUUCUCUCAGCAAUAGGCUCAAGACGUAUGCCAACUUCCCAGAAGCACCUCAGGAGGAGGCUUCUCUCAGCAAUAGGCUCAAGACGUAUGCCAACUUCCCAGAAGCACCACAGGAGGAGGCUUCUCUCAGCAAUAGGCUCAAGACGUAUGCCAACUUCCCAGAAGCACCACAGGAGGAGGCUUCUAUCAGCAAUAGGCUCAAGACGUAUGCCAACUUCCCAGAAGCACCACAGGAGGAGGCUUCUAUCAGCAAUAGGCUCAAGACGUAUGCCAACUUCCCAGAAGCACCUCAGGAGGAGGCUUCUCUCAGCAAUAGGCUCAAGACGUAUGCCAACUUCCCAGAAGCACCACAGGAGGAGGCUUCUAUCAGCAAUAGGCUCAAGACGUAUGCCAACUUCCCAGAAGCACCUCAGGAGGAGGCUUCUCUCAGCAAUAGGCUCAAGACGUAUGCCAACUUCCCAGAAGCACCUCAGGAGGAGGCUUCUCUCAGCAAUAGGCUCAAGACGUAUGCCAACUUCCCAGAAGCACCUCAGGAGGAGGCUUCUCUCAGCAAUAGGCUCAAGACGUAUGCCAACUUCCCAGAAGCACCUCAGGAGGAGGCUUCUCUCAGCAAUAGGCUCAAGACGUAUGCCAACUUCCCAGAAGCACCACAGGAGGAGGCUUCUCUCAGCAAUAGGCUCAAGACGUAUGCCAACUUCCCAGAAGCACCUCAGGAGGAGGCUUCUCUCAGCAAUAGGCUCAAGACGUAUGCCAACUUCCCAGAAGCACCACAGGAGGAGGCUUCUAUCAGCAAUAGGCUCAAGACGUAUGCCAACUUCCCAGAAGCACCACAGGAGGAGGCUUCUCUCAGCAAUAGGCUCAAGACGUAUGCCAACUUCCCAGAAGCACCUCAGGAGGAGGCUUCUCUCAGCAAUAGGCUCAAGACGUAUGCCAACUUCCCAGAAGCACCUCAGGAGGAGGCUUCUCUCAGCAAUAGGCUCAAGACGUAUGCCAACUUCCCAGAAGCACCUCAGGAGGAGGCUUCUCUCAGCAAUAGGCUCAAGACGUAUGCCAACUUCCCAGAAGCACCUCAGGAGGAGGCUUCUCUCAGCAAUAGGCUCAAGACGUAUGCCAACUUCCCAGAAGCACCUCAGGAGGAGGCUUCUCUCAGCAAUAGGCUCAAGACGUAUGCCAACUUCCCAGAAGCACCUCAGGAGGAGGCUUCUCUCAGCAAUAGGCUCAAGACGUAUGCCAACUUCCCAGAAGCACCACAGGAGGAGGCUUCUAUCAGCAAUAGGCUCAAGACGUAUGCCAACUUCCCAGAAGCACCUCAGGAGGAGGCUUCUCUCAGCAAUAGGCUCAAGACGUAUGCCAACUUCCCAGAAGCACCUCAGGAGGAGGCUUCUCUCAGCAAUAGGCUCAAGACGUAUGCCAACUUCCCAGAAGCACCUCAGGAGGAGGCUUCUCUCAGCAAUAGGCUCAAGACGUAUGCCAACUUCCCAGAAGCACCUCAGGAGGAGGCUUCUCUCAGCAAUAGGCUCAAGACGUAUGCCAACUUCCCAGAAGCACCUCAGGAGGAGGCUUCUCUCAGCAAUAGGCUCAAGACGUAUGCCAACUUCCCAGAAGCACCUCAGGAGGAGGCUUCUCUCAGCAAUAGGCUCAAGACGUAUGCCAACUUCCCAGAAGCACCUCAGGAGGAGGCUUCUCUCAGCAAUAGGCUCAAGACGUAUGCCAACUUCCCAGAAGCACCUCAGGAGGAGGCUUCUCUCAGCAAUAGGCUCAAGACGUAUGCCAACUUCCCAGAAGCACCACAGGAGGAGGCUUCUAUCAGCAAUAGGCUCAAGACGUAUGCCAACUUCCCAGAAGCACCUCAGGAGGAGGCUUCUCUCAGCAAUAGGCUCAAGACGUAUGCCAACUUCCCAGAAGCACCACAGGAGGAGGCUUCUAUCAGCAAUAGGCUCAAGACGUAUGCCAACUUCCCAGAAGCACCUCAGGAGGAGGCUUCUCUCAGCAAUAGGCUCAAGACGUAUGCCAACUUCCCAGAAGCACCUCAGGAGGAGGCUUCUCUCAGCAAUAGGCUCAAGACGUAUGCCAACUUCCCAGAAGCACCUCAGGAGGAGGCUUCUCUCAGCAAUAGGCUCAAGACGUAUGCCAACUUCCCAGAAGCACCACAGGAGGAGGCUUCUAUCAGCAAUAGGCUCAAGACGUAUGCCAACUUUCCAGACGCACCUCAGGAGGAGGCUUCUCUCAGCAAUAGGCUCAAGACGUAUGCCAACUUUCCAGACGCACCUCAGGAGGAGGCUUCUCUCAGCAAUAGGCUCAAGACGUAUGCCAACUUUCCAGACGCACCUCAGGAGGAGGCUUCUCUCAGCAAUAGGCUCAAGACGUAUGCCAACUUUCCAGACGCACCUCAGGAGGAGGCUUCUCUCAGCAAUAG